This is a messenger RNA of Dromiciops gliroides (monito del monte), 3773 nucleotides long. It is a transcript of the gene DNAAF1, whose product is annotated as dynein axonemal assembly factor 1. Gene Ontology annotation, biological process: cilium assembly. Gene Ontology annotation, cellular component: axoneme. Lineage: Eukaryota; Metazoa; Chordata; Mammalia; Microbiotheria; Microbiotheriidae. The transcript is spliced from 10 exons. Gene Ontology annotation, molecular function: dynein complex binding; protein binding. Bases 135 to 1862 code for a protein of 575 amino acids. The record is from RefSeq and is a predicted model, not a curated record.
GCCGUUGACAACACUGGGCUGCCUGCGGCGCGGGGCCCGGGCGGUUGCCUUGGCGACGGAGGAAGCGUUAGGGCGCAGCUGCGGCGGAGCCACAGCUCUGGGAAGAGAAGUGGACGGUUUGACAAGAACUAAAAAUGCAUCCAGAAUCCGGAGCACCUGAGCAGGAAGAUGGAACUGAACACGGGGGUGUGCCAGAGGAAUCGGAAGAGUCUUCACGGGACCGUAGGAAUGGAGAGGGGGUGCUCAUAAGCAAUGCAGGUUUUGAUUGCAUUGAGAACCUGGAAGAGUACACAGGAUUACGAUGUCUUUGGCUAGAAUGUAAUGGGAUACAGAAAAUUGAGAACCUGCAUGCUCAAACAGAAUUGCGUUGCCUCUACUUGCAAUUAAAUCUAAUUCAUAAAAUUGAGAACCUCGAACCCUUGAAAAAACUGGAUUCCCUCAACCUCAGCAAUAACUACAUCAAGACCAUUGAGAACCUGUCUUGUCUUCCAGUUCUGAAUACCCUGCAGAUUGCUAACAAUCACCUAGAGACUGUGGAAGACAUUCAGCACCUAAAGGACUGUCUAAGUAUUUGUGUCCUUGACCUUUCCAACAACAAGCUGAGUGAUCCCGAUAUCCUCUGUGUCCUGGAAGCCAUGCCCGAUUUGCGUGUACUGAAUUUGAUGGGAAACACAGUGAUUAAGAAAAUUCUGCACUACAGAAGAACUGUUACCAUUCGACUGAAAGUCUUGACCUAUCUGGAUGAUAGGCCAGUUUUUCCAAAGGACAGAGCAUGUGCAGAAGCCUGGGCUAAGGGAGGGAGUGAAGCUGAGAAAGAAGAAAGGGGGAAAUGGGAAACCAGAGAAAGGAAGAAGAUUGAAGAGAGCUUUGAGGCAUUGGCCACCAUUAGGCAGAGGGCGAUGGAGAAAAAGAAACAGAAAGAAAUGGAGGAAAAAGGAGAGAUUCCACUGCCAAACAGCAGCAUCGGCCCAGAUCCGGACACAGAGGGAGGUCUGCAGCCCUCUGCUGAGGAGGGUUCGAAGCAGAAGAUAGAGAAGUUUGUCAAAGACAGUUUUGAGGCCCGGGAUGAGGCCUUUCCUGAAGAGUCAAAGGUGAAAGGAAAGGCCCCUCCUGAAGCUGAAGGAGAAAACCAGGAGGAGGAGGCAGAGCCAGAGUGUCCAGCAGAAGACACACAGCCCCCAGCCCUCAGAGCUGCACUGGAAGAAUCAACACUAAAAGCUCUGACUACAAAGAAGGCAGAACCAGAUGGAGCUGAGGAAUUAGAAACCAUUGAAUUGGAGGCAAAGAACAAGCUCUUCAUUGAUGAUCUGCCUGAUUUAGAAGAUAUAGAAUUUAGUGAGACCUUGCCUGGAAAUUCAGAUGAAAAUAAAGUCUCUUUUCCGAAAAUUGAAAUAAUUUCUGGAGCAAGUGAUGACAGUGAUCCCGAACUGGAGCAAGGCUGCACGACGCAGGACAGAACGUCUGCAGAUGCACUUUCUAAUAUUUUUAAAGUUUCUAAAGAUGCCUCAGAAAAGACCAUCACACCCCUUACAGAAAUAUUGGAAACGGAAUCAAAGAGGGACCUGAAAACCAAACAUGACCACACAGAGCCAUCAGAACCAUUGAUUCAAGAGAUCAGUAAAAAUCCAUUAGAGGAGGAGUCACUGAUAUCCCCGACCUGCAAUGAAGAAAAUCAACAAACUCUUUCCAGUGUAGAUAAGGAUCAUCCUCCGGCUUCCUCCUCUUUGUCAGGUAACCUUCACAGGUACUUGAGAGGGUUAUCUCUUCACUGGAAACAUGCUGGUAUAACCUUGAAAACAGCUUCUGAGGGAAGAAUCUGGCCAUGCUUAGAGGAUUCAAAGCUAGAAGAGGAAGGAUCUUAGAGGUCAUUUGGUCAAAUGCCUUCACUUUAUAAAAUGAGGGAAGUUAGGCCCAAAGAUCCUCAUUGGCCCAUAGGUUGUAAGGAACAGAGCUGGACCCGGGCUGCCUCUUACUUAUCCCAAGGGGCUGUCAUGCUGUCAUCUCUAAUAUCCAGUGAUCAUUUAAAGCAGCAGAUUCCCAGCUGUAAGGUGUAAACUGAUGGUCUCACGUAAUCUGGAGUUUGUUUCAUGAUGGAAUCAUAUGCUUCAGGGCUAAAAGAUGACUCUUAGUUGGCCGUGUUUAACAUCUCUAUUGGCAGUGUUUCUGUAUGAAACCCAGUUUAACUAAGUGAGAUAAACAUUACGGUCUCUAUUUUAGGAUUGGAAAUAUAAAGCUCAUCCUGUGGAGACCAAUAUCCUUGGGUAGCACUUUUGAUAUCUAGCAGUAAUACUGGGUCACUUAAGAUUUAUACGGUGAUGCUUUAAGGAUUCCCUCAUGCUUUCUUCACAAAAACUCCUAGUUGUAUAGGGAGUAUGUUCUUUCUCCCAUUUUACAAAUGAAGUAACUGGGACUCAAAUGGAAUAACUUUCCCAGGAUCACACAGUUAACAAGUGCCAGCACCAGGCCUCAAACCUAGGUCUUCCCAUGCCAAGUGCCAUAGUCUUACCUCUGACUAAGAGAAAUCACAUCUCCCAGUUGAAUGAUGUUACUCAAAUGCUGGUUUUCCUCUUUGCUGUCCCAUUCUGUUGUGACACCCCCUUACUCUGGACUGUACGAUAACUCCAAUUAGAAUAGCCAUAGCCACUCAUCCAGGAGCCAGAAUAGCUUCCUUUCCUUGGGAAGCAAAAAUCUAUGUAUUUCAGAGGUCCAGUCACAGAGAAGAUGUUACUCCUUGAGGAGUUGGUGCCCUGGAUAUAAUAAAACAAAAUUCUACUGAAGAAUGAAACAAACCCUUUUAAAAUCACAUAAGAAAAUAACAUACGAAGUGUUAGCAAUAAAAUUCAACUUUCUAAUGCUCGUUUACAACAAAUGAAAACAUUGAAGAUGAAAAUAUAAUAUAUUCCAAUGGCAGAAAUUCUGGUAGUGGUGUCAUCUGCCCCACAUAUUGGUCACAUAAUAGGAAGGAAAAAUUGCCCUAAUAACUUCACUGAGUUCUUCACUAACUUCAAAUAGCUUGAACUCUUUCCACCAUCCAACCCACGGACUGUCUGUCAUUCUUACACUUGGACUUAGUGAAGAUCCUCUUGUUGAUGACAAACAGAUGGAGCUUCUAUUAAAGUUUUCUUGAAUUGGGAAGGACAACAACAGAUAAAGCUAAGAACCAAAAAUUCAUUCACUCCUUGCUGAGUGAUAAAGGCUGAUAACUAAAUAAAUGAUUCCUGUUUGACUUCCACACUAUUUUUGAAAUUGGCAUGCUCAUUAGAGACUGUUAGCACAUCAAUAUGGCAUCUGUUAAACGUGACAAAAGUGUUGAAUAUUACUGGACCCUGUGGAUAAGAUGUAGCCUUAGCAUAUUAAAGUAUAGAAGCUGAUGAUGGCAGCUAAUUGUGGUUAGAGGGAGUAAGUAGCCAGCAUGGGAUUUUCCAAAGAAUACAUUUGUGAUCAUUCAUAAAUUAUUCAAUUCCAGAAUUAUAUUAAAUAAUUUUCUGCUAAACGGCGAAUACAUCUGUAAUGAUGCCAUGAAUAUUAUCGAAUUAUGGAAAGUACCUAUAUUAACUUGUCUUUUAACAGGACACACAGAUUUCAGUAACUACAUUGUACCAUAUUUUUCAGGAAUAAGGCUAAUAUUUUGUGUUGUGUUCCAACAGGAAGUGAUACUUCAAAAAUUAAGGUGCAGUUUUUGACCGAGACUGAAGAUUUCACUGUGCGUGGAAUCAAGGAAGGCAAUGAAGACAUUGAAUUCGGGCUAGAUUAAAUAUCAAAGAUGGACAGUG